Leucoraja erinaceus (little skate) is the source of this 4814-nucleotide messenger RNA. Its product is annotated as von Willebrand factor A domain-containing protein 3B-like. Bases 1030 to 4647 code for a protein of 1205 amino acids. NCBI's taxonomy places the organism in Eukaryota, Metazoa, Chordata, Chondrichthyes, Rajiformes, Rajidae. The transcript has 26 exons. The record is from RefSeq and is a predicted model, not a curated record.
GAAGCAAUGUACAGUAGUAUAAACCGUGGCAUAUGCCAAAUAUUUUGUGUACAACUAUUUUAAAUUUAACAAGAAAAGGGUAGAUCAAGAAAGAGAGAGAGAGCGAGAAAUGAAAAGACUGAAGGGAGUAGUGAUGUGUAAACCCCCUAGAGUACCAGAUGGGCAGUGCAGGGGUGGACAAGUGAUAGCCUGUAGAAAAAUAAAGACAAAAACCCAUAAAACUGUAAAAAAAAAAGAAACAAAAGUGAGAAGAAAAAGAAAACAAGAGAGAGAAAAAAGGAACCCUUGUGUAGGGAUAUACCUGCUUCAUAUCUUACCACACCCAUCACCCAGUUCGUGAAUCGGUUUAUUGCCCAUGUUUUGUCUACAACUCUCUGCAAUUUCUUGGGGGUCUUGGAUGGAACUGUUCCCAAACCAGGCUGUGAUGCGUCCCGAUACGCUACCUUCUGUGAUGCAUCUGUAGAAUUGGUGAGGGUUGUUCGGGACAUGCCAAACUACCAAUGCCUUCUAAGGAAGUAGAGACAUCGGUGUGCUUUCUUGACCAUAGCAACUUACAGAUGGCAUCACAAGAGCCACAUUGGCAGCUGUGUUAGUCAUAAAUUUGGAAAAAAAAAGAUGUCCCAUGUAUUUUAAUCAAAUUAUGAUGUUCUAUAACAUAUAACAUAUAACAUAUAACAAUUACAGCACGGAAACAGGCCAUCUCGGCCCUACAAGUCCGUGCCGAACAACUUUUUUUCCCUUAGUCCCACCUGCCUGCACUCAUACCAUAACCCUCCAUUCCCUUCUCAUCCAUAUGCCUAUCCAAUUUAUUUUUAAAUGAUACCAAUGAAUCUGCCUCCACCACUUCCAUUGGAAGCUCAUUCCACACUGCUACCACUCUCUGAGUAAAGAAGAGUAUAAAAUGGAAGUUGAGGAAUUCGCAGAGUCCGAGAGAAUUCCUUGAUGCCUGACUUUAUUUUUGUCUUAGUUUACAAGAUGUUAGUUGACUGAUUUGCAUGAUUUUAAAAUUCCCAUCACAGGUUAUUGAAAAUGCACAAAAUCCACGAGAAAACCUCACACUGUGAGCAUGAUGUUCAAACGCUCCUUUCUUCAUCAAAAUGGCUUCAGCUUCAUGGGCUCAAGAGAAGCCGAUUGACUCUGUCCCAAAUUCUGUCACAGAUUGGAUUUCAACACAGGCAAGAAUUUGACUCGAGGUUGCAAAAGUCUGUGUCUUCGUGUUAUGGCGAAGGCCUGUUCUAUCAAUACAUGCGAAAAGAUGGUAGAAUUUAUAAUAUAACGGCCAAUAAAGAACAGCUUCAGCAAUUUGUUUUAUCCCUGAUAAAGGCAACAAGAUUCUACCAGCAACGACUGGAAUGGCUGAACAGUGGAAGUCGGCAACUCUUUGGUGUUAUCCAGGAACGCUGCAUCACUGUUGUAUUAGACUUUGCACCUAUGUCUCCGAGUCUCUUCCACCUUUGCUGCCACGUUCUUCGUUUGAUUCUCCAGGAACAGAUGGCACUGAUUGGAAAGAUCAACCUUAUCAGGGCCGCUGAGGAGCUGGACAUGUGGCAGGCCAAAGCUGUUCCCGUUAAUGCACAGUCAAUAGCAUCAGCAGUCCAUUGGAUUGAGAAUCUUUGUCAUACGGCAGCAACCAGCAAGACAAGUGCGGUGGAGGCUGUGUUACAAGCAACAAGUGAUAAAACUAUUGAAGCCAUCUAUUUUUUUGCUGCGGGAGAUGGUCCUCAGGGAAUGAGGGAGCUUUUGCGUCAGAAGUUGGCAAAUAGCCCUCGCCCAGUUCACACCAUCUCGUUCAACGCGAAGGAGGAAGCAACAAUCCGGUUUAUGAAAGAAUUGGCUCAAAGCACUGCAGGAAGAUUUCAUGCAUUUGCUCUAAUGAAUGAAUAUGAAGAGGAGGAAAUAUCUCCCACCAAUGGUGUGAACGACACUGAUACCCAAACUCCAAAGACCCCCAGGAAACUUAUUGGCGGUGUGCCACCAGGAGCCGGAGUCAGAGAAGAUGUGUUUCUCAUCUGGUGUGAGAUAGAGGAAAUCAGAAACACAUUGGCAGAAGUUCAAGCCAUCGUCACAGGCGCCCCUCCGACCACGUCUAACGCAGCAGUGACUAUACACCAGCCAAUGUCACCUUCAAGAACAGAGGACUAUAUCACUUCAAAGCAGUGGCUCGUGAAACACGGAUUAAAGGCUCGUAAAUUGACUUUCUACGACGCACUUGUCGACUGUGCCUUUCCCCAUUCUGAUGGCGUCGUGGACAUAAAGGAGAAGCCUGUGAAUGAGAGCAUUCAGACUGAUGCAGAAUCUCGAAUUAAACUGGUGAAUGCCAAGUACUGUGGCCGCUUUGCACACACCCAGUGGAAAGAUGGUUCUGUCAUGCAUGUUUACAUCACAGCUGAGAAAUGCAAGCAGUACCAGCAGAGAAUGAAGGCUGCACUGGAGCAGAUGCAAAGGAGAAUUGUCUGGCUGCAGCAGGGGAGCCGAGAGCUGUUUGGGACAAUAAUUGAGGAUCAGAUAUAUGUCCUGGUCGAUACGUCUCAAUCCAUGAAAGAUAAACUCGAGUUGGUUCAAAAAAAGAUCUUUCAUCUCAUGCAGGAACAGCUUAGACACAAGACCAAAUUCAAUUUUGUGAAGUUUGAUUCCAGAGUUGAACCUUGGCAAGAGAAGCUGGCAGAAGUAAACGAACAAAAUCUUGAAAAUGCUUGGUCUUGGAUCAAAGGACUUCAGGUUGGAAGUUCCACAAACACACUGGGAGCUAUCAGACUUGCCUUUGCUGAUGCUGGAACUCAAGCUGUGUACCUCCUGUCCGAUGGAAGGCCUGAUCAGCAUCCACAAAGCAUAUUUGCGCAGGUGCUGCUUGCUCAUCCUGUCCCCAUCCAUUCCGUUGCAUUUAACUGCAACGACGUUGAAGCCAACAAAUUUCUAUACGAUCUUUCAGAGAAGACAGGUGGACGGUUCCAUUCCUACAACUGUGAAAUGAGCGAGGCCAAUAAUCCCGCACCGUUUGUGAGUGAAGACAUCUGCCUGCUGAAGAAGGAAAUUGAGAUGGGAAAGAAAGAUUUGGGGAAGGUGGAGAAGCUACAUGCAGAAUGUAUAAUGCUGGACUGGUAUCAUAACUGUGAAGAACCUAGACCAACCAAUAAGAUUUACAUGUACUAUUUUGAGGAAGAAAGUCCUACUUGCAGCCCAGCACACACAAAUUCUAGCCUGCUACGGAGUUUGACCAACGGUGGGAAAAUUGAUGAGAAUUUGUUGGAUGAAUGGAUGCUUCCGGAAAACAAGGAACUGUUUGUGAAUAAUUACAACAAGGAACUGGAGGUCCUGAAUGGCCUUAGUUUGUCAGCAGUUUCACCCAAAAAAACAAGAAGACAUGUUGAUAACUCUCCAGAUGUGUCUUCAGCUCAGUGGCUGAAGACAAAUAGCCUGACUGCCAAGCGACUGACAAUAAUGGAUGCUCUUGCCCCAACCGCUGUCCCUCAAACCGCCAAGUACGUCCCAGUCUUGGACAAGUAUAUUGUAUCUAAGGUGUUUGAUGAGGUGUUACCUCUAGCUCAUGUCAGCAACAGCAAGAAGCAAAUCACUCUUAUCAAUCCACUGGCUGUGAAUCUGGGAGACUACAAAGUAAGGCUUCGUCAAGCCAUCCAGACUUAUGAAAGGCGUUUGAAUUUAAUUGUGUGGAGUGCAUUGUCACAAGAAGAACGAGAUGUGUUCAGCAGUGAUAAACCAAUUUCAUUUCGAGAGCAUAAGGAGGUGCUACUCCAGGCUUUGGACAGAAUGGGCUGGCCAAUUCAUCAGGAGGAUGUUACUCUAAUAGAGGAUGAAAUCUACGCUGGCUAUUCGUAUGAACAGCAAGCUUCAGACCUUGAGAAAGCUGCCAAAGUGAAGGAGGUGGGAGCAGGGACUGAUGUCUGCAGAAAGCAUAGUCCCUCUGCAAAAAAAGUCACAAAACCGUCCAGGAGAGUUUUGGAUAUCCUUCGCGGGCAGAGGGUAAUUGCAAGGUCAGACGUUGAUGGUUUUUAUUAUCCAGGCAUUGUCACCAGGUGUGUUGGCAUCAGAAAAGCAUUGAUUGAUUUCACCAAAGGAGAUACUCAGAUUACACCAACUCAGUUCUUAAUCCAGAUUGGAGGAGCUGCACCAUGUCCCCCAUUGAAAGUGGGAGACUUUGUUUUGGUUCGUAGCGAUGUACAAUCAGGAAAUGAUUGCUAUAAGCCCGGUGUGAUCAUAGCAACACCAAACAAACACAGAGCUGACGACAAGUUUUUCACAGUUUUGAAAUACAACAAUAGAAAGGAACAUUCAUUCCGCAAUGGGCUAAUCAAAAUCAGCUCGACACAAUAUUCCUUCAUCAGUUGCUACAUAAGAGAGGCUCAGGUGACCGAUCGCACAAUUGAGCAAUUUGUGAAGCCAAUCUCUAAAGCAGUUCGGUCACAGGAGCGGCGAGAAAGCUUUUCAUCUUCUGACGAAGGAUGUGGGAAAAAGCAAAAGGAAAGCCAGAAAGUCAAGAAGUACCGGAAGAAGCACAAGGAUUCGUCGGUAGCCGAGGAAAGUGAAUGCCAGUCGGUCUCUGGAUCAGAGCCAACACUGGAACAAUUGAGUUCCUCAACUGAUGGAGAUAAUCAGGAAGAUUCAAUCAGCUCCUAUACUGAAUCUGUAUAAUUCAUCUCACAUUUUGAUGUCAAACGCUGUUCAGAGGAUUUAACCCUUACUUACCUUAAACCCCUGUCUCAGGAUGUUCAAACCCAAGGUUACACAACUCCUGUGGCAUUCUUGCACAACAAAAGCACUCCAUCCGUUGGGCGGUCAUAGCCGUUAGCUUAACGGCU